Messenger RNA from Punica granatum (pomegranate), 913 nucleotides. The record is from RefSeq and is a predicted model, not a curated record. Lineage: Eukaryota; Viridiplantae; Streptophyta; Magnoliopsida; Myrtales; Lythraceae.
CAGAUUCGCCCUGUGCGAAACUCCAAAUCCGUGCCGUUAUCGUCUCCUUAUAUCCUUCGUCAUCUUCCUCGCAGAACCCUAGAGCGCCUCCUAGUGUUCCGCUGCCUGCAAAUAGGGUUUUUGUGGACGGCGCUUCCAACUUCUCAUUCAGGAUGUAUACUUCAAGGAAGAAGAUCCACAAGGACAAGGAUGUCGAACCCUCCGAGUUCGAGGAGUCUGUCGCUCAGGCACUCUUCGAUUUGGAGAACACGAACCAAGAGCUAAAAAGUGACUUGAAGGAUCUGUAUGUUAACGCAGCCACUCAAAUUGACGUUUCUGGGAACCGCAAGGCUGUCGUGAUCCAUGUCCCGUACCGACUUAGGAAGGCGUACCGCAAGAUUCAUGUUAGGCUCGUUAGAGAGCUCGAAAAGAAGUUCAGCGGAAAGGAUGUGAUUUUGAUUGCCACACGGAGGAUAUUGAGACCUCCGAAGAAAGGUUCUGCCGCUCAGCGUCCCAGGAGCCGGACACUCACUUCUGUGCACGAGGCAAUGCUCGAGGAUAUUGUUCUGCCAGCUGAGAUUGUUGGCAAGCGUGUCAGAUACAGACUCGAUGGAUCCAAGGUCAUGAAGAUUUUCUUGGACCCGAAGGAGCGGAACAACACUGAGUACAAGCUAGAGUCAUUCUCUGCAGUCUACAGGAAGCUUGCUGGGAAGGACGUUGUGUUCGAGUACCCGAUCACCGAGGCAUAGAUCAUGUGAUUUUGCAGACUAUAGAUGUUUCCGCCUGUCCAAUCAAAUCAUAUUUUCCAAAUUUUGGCAUUAACUACUAGAGUGAUUUCGCAGACUUAUGUUGUGGACGAACCAUUUAAACGUUGUUUCUCAUGCUAUUAUUACCCAUCAAUUAUGUCCAUUUUCAGUUGCAAUGGUUUAGUUCA